Rangifer tarandus platyrhynchus (Svalbard reindeer) is the source of this 999-nucleotide messenger RNA. NCBI's taxonomy places the organism in Eukaryota, Metazoa, Chordata, Mammalia, Artiodactyla, Cervidae. The record is from the annotation of a GenBank genome assembly.
AUGCAAAGCCUCAUUCAGAAGGGAAGGAAUGCAGACAGGCACACGGCUGCCAAGUUGCGGCACUGGGUCAUUCUCGAGAAUCCCAGUUCAUCGGGACACAUCUGCCGCACUCCCACCAUGAGGGGUGCAGAGGUGGCCCUGGUGUGCUGGGCUUUGACGGAGAUAGUGCUGUUGCUCCGCGACCACACGGUGUCACAACUCCCGGGCCACGGGGAAGGCGGCCGGGGCGAUGUUCCAGGAAUAUUAAUUCUCCACCGCCGGCUCACUCCCACCACACGCAUGCGCCUCCUGCACCGCCGGCUGAUGUUCGGGGAUCAGGGGACCGGGCAGGGGGACAGGAGACCAGCAAGAGGCAGAGCCCAGGUGGUAAACCCUUCCUGGGGCCUGGGGCCCCCCGGGUGGGAAGCACACAGGCCCUGGACACGUGCACAGCAGGGGGACCAGCUCUAUGCCUGCCCCUGGGAGACAGGCCGUGGAGGUCCCACUGGCUCCUUCUCCCAGAUGAGGACGUGGAGGCUGCGGGAGGCUUGCCGCUAUGCCGUGGACCCAUUGCCCGCCUCUGCUCUUUUCACUGCUGCUUCUGAGAAUUUGCUCUUCCCAGCUCUUCGGAGGCACCAACUUGGGGGGCGGUGCCGAGAGCCAGCGCAGCUGUGCCUGGCUCCUGAGGGCUGCAAGCGGGCUGCUGGAGGCCCCAACGCCCAGCCUUGCCUGGAGCCUCCUGGCUGGGAUCACAGCCCUGCGGCGUUCGAGCUGCUGCCCACCAGCCGGCCCCCUGGCAUCGGGCCCGGGAUGCCAGCCAGCCGGGAGAGGAGGCAGCUUGGCUGGCAGCCAGCUCACGGUGCCCGAGCUGUCAGCCAGGAGGCAGGCCCGGCAGGGCUGAGACCCCCCGCCUCUGAACGGGGCCCUUGGCCAGGCUACGGGACAGGGCCAAGCUUCUCAUCACCACAGCUACAAGGGGGCCCUGCGGGUGCCCGCUCCAAGCUGGGCUCAGGGACGUAA